CCGGUUUGACUGAGAGGCGCAAUGCUAGCAGGACUAGCACUGUUUAACGUUUUUUAAAGCCACUCCAAAAGCCAAAAAGCAUAUGAAAUGUUAAGAUAGUCCCAAUCGCGUUAAAAAACGAAUAAAACUGCUCGUUAAAUUCAAAAUAUAUCAUCUUGUUUACGAACUAGCUAAAAUGAGCUAACGUCUAUGGAUGCUAGGCUAGCUGGCUAACAAGCUAGCUAACGUUACUACUCAAAGUAACGUUAGCGUUGAAUGUCCACAGCUGAGUGAAUGGAAACGAGGUCACAGCAGAAUGUGAGAGCUGUGAAUGAAGCGUGUUUGUCGUGUUAUGUAACAGUAUAAAUCUCCGUGAUCAGUGUUAGCUCGGCCACCAUCAUGCCUUUCUUGUUCCUGGAGCGGUUCCCCUGGCCCAGUUUACAGACGUACACGGCGCUGAGUGCUGCCCUGCUGGCCGGGACCGUCCUGACCGUCUGCUCCUUCGAGUCCAGCCCGGAGAAUACCCACAGCCAGCCGGUCCACAGCUCCAGGGUCAGCCGCUACAUCAGGGAUGGGGUGCAGUACCUGAGUGCAGGGUAUGGAGAUGUGGCUGCAGAUGUUCUGGUGCACCUGCUGACUGACAGUGUCUCUGUUUGGGUGAUGGUCAACACAGCCUGCUGUGUCCUGCUGCUGAUUGCUAAACUCAUCCAGUGUGUCGUGUUCGGGCCGCUCCGCGUCAGUGAAAAACAGCACUUGAAGGACAAGUUCUGGAACUUCGUCUUCUACAAGUUCAUCUUUGUAUUCGGCGUCCUGAACGUCCAGACGGUGGAGGAGGUGGUGAUGUGGUGGCUCUGGUUUGCCGUCCUGGUCUUCCUCCAUCUCCUGGUUCAGCUCUGCAAGGACCGCUUUGAAUAUCUGUCCUUCUCUCCGACCACUCACCUGUCCAGCCAUGCGCGGGUGCUGCUGCUGUUGGUGGUGCUGCUGUUGUGCUGCGGUGGUCUGGCGACUCUCUGCAGCCGCCUGGCUCGUAGUCAAGGACGCCACAACGCCGCGUUCAUGGCUGCUGAGUGUAUGUUGGUGACUGUCAGGACGACACACGUCAUGUUUCGGUACUCCCUCCACCCGUGGGACGUGAACCAGGACAGCAGCAGGGAGAAUAAGUCCUCCUACGUUUACUACACCGACCUGCUGAUGGAGCUGCUGCUGCUGGGCCUCGACCUGCUGCAUCACAUCCACAUGCUGCUCUUCAGUAACAUCUGGCUGUCCAUGGCGAGUCUGGUGAUCUUCAUGCAGCUUCGUUUCCUCGUUCAGGAGGUUCAGAAGAGAAUCCGCCGCCACCAGAACUACCUGCGAGUCCUCCGCAACAUGGAGACCCGGUUCCCUGUGGCGUCUGCAGAUGAACUGGCAGCCAAUAACGAUGACUGUGCGAUCUGCUGGGAUGUGAUGAGUUCAGCUCGGAAACUUCCCUGCGGUCACCUCUUCCACAGCUCGUGUCUGCGCUCCUGGCUCGAACAGGACACGUCAUGUCCGACAUGCCGGAUGUCUCUGAACAUCGGUGAAGGAGGAGGACGUGUGGAGAGGGAAACCAGGGAAGCCGCCGCUGCUGACAACGUGGCUGCUGUUCCUGGAGCUGACGCUCGGCCGCACCUCAACCAGCUCAACCACUUCUUCCACUUCGAUGGUUCUCGCAUUGCCAGCUGGUUGCCCAGUUUCUCAGUGGAAGUUAUGGCCACCACCAACUUUCUGGGCAUUGCACCGGCCAACCCGUCGCAGAUCAACACCAUGGCUCAGCAGAUCCAGGAGAUGUUUCCUCAGGUUCCUCUCCAGCUGAUCCUGCAGGACCUGGAGAUCACUCGAUCCCUCGAGGUCACCACCGACAACAUCCUGGAGGGACGAGUCCAGACCACCGCUGCCCCGCCACUGGUCUUUGAGCAGCAGGUCAUACAGGUGACUCCUCCACCUGAGGAUGAGGCCGCAGCCAGCAGCGAGUCAGAGCAGGGCGGCGGUGAUGAGACGGAGGAGGAAGAUGAGGAGGAGAAGCAGAUUUCUGUGGAGGAGAAGAUGGAUGAUGAUGAUGACGUGGAGGUUCGGUUUUCUUCAUCGGCGGAGCAGCGACAGAAGCUUCUGCUGCAGAGGAGGGAGGAGCUGCUGCAGCGAGCGCGCAGGGACUAUCUGACCAGGAACACCAGCUCCAACAACCCUGACUCCUCCCUGGACAGCAACGCUUUGACCUCUGACCCCGUCACCCUGCGACGAGAAACAUUAGCAUCAGCAGCAGAACGGCGUCUGCAGAGACAGUCUGACUCCGCCCUCUGAGCCCAGACAGGAAAUGGGGUAGUUUAACUGGUGAGGAAGUUUUUUAUCGUCUGUGACUGCGUUUUUAUACCUGAACUACAAGGAACUUUCAUCAACUGGUGCGAGGACCCUACUGAAAUGCAACGAAUUAUUGGUAUUUAUGCAAAUGAAUCACAUUUUUGAGGGACUAAAGAUGCUCGAAAACUCACACGCCGGAUUUCCACUGGAUGCGUGUCCGUUGCGGAACGGCAGCGCUGGUUAUCCGCUGCGUGCUCCGCUGUCCGUCAAUACCCACCGGCUGCGUUUGCUGUGCGGUGCGGUGCAGCUCCGCCGGAAGACAUCUCGGUGCACUGCCAUGAUUAACAUCUCCUCGUCCAUGGUGUCAACGGGGUGAAAUGACGUCCGAAAACCUCUGACCUGUUGACUUCAGGCCUGCCUCUGCCCAUUAUGUAGUUUUCAAGGUGCAGUGCAGGGAAAUAUGAUCUGCCGUGAACACUGUGUAUUUUAUUUUGAAAAUUAACCGGAUGUUUUAUUGUGUUUCUGUGCACGACUUCCUGCCCCGCACGAUCUGCUCUGUGCUGAAUUGCUGCGUUGUGCUCCGGCGUCCGGCAAAAAUAGAAGUCCUGCGUAUCUGUUGCGGAGGGCUCCGGAGUGCCGGAGCUGAGACGGAGCCGGAACGCAGCACAGCCGCAGCCGGUGGAAACACACACAUUGACUAGAAUUGAAUCCUAUCGGCUCCGCUGCCGUGCCGGAGCGGAGACGCAACCAACACGCAUCUGGUGGAAAUUGGCCUACAGAACUUUGCACACGCAUCAGAACUGGUGAGGAACUUGAUAUUUUAUGGGCUCAUGCUCAGGUGAGACAAAAUGGCUUGAUAGCGCCCCCCUACAAUAAGUUUUUUUCAGUGAAGAAGAAAUUUGGCACUUGUAACAUCCUAAGACUGAAAAAAAGUCAGCUACUUUGAAUUUAAUGUAUAAUUUUAGUGUAUUUUUGGCCACUUCCAGGCGCUGCACUUUAACAAACUCCUCCUAAUCAGAUCAAACUUUUCAAGAUUUGGUCGAUACAAUCUUAAGACCUUUGUGAUGUAAAGUUGUAAAGAAGUUUGACUUUUCAUGGAAUGAUGCUGCCAUGGCGUGGCGGCCAUUUUGCUUGUUUCGCCAUGAAACAAGAAAUUGAUGUAACUUGAGUUACAUUGUCCAGUCUGCCCCAAAGUUCACGGCCUGAGCACAUCUGUAAAUCACCAAUGAAAUACCAAAACUAAAAUAGUAAAAACCAACUUUGGGUCAAAGUAACUGCGCCACCUUCUGGUAACAGGAAGUCAGCCUGGUGUGACGCACAUCAUUUAAACAGCAUUAAAUUUACAUUGUGCGCUCCACACUUGAUAUUCAGCAACUGGUGUGUUUGUUGCAUGAUCUCAGGUGCCGCCUAGUGGACACAGGAAGUGGUAAAGAAUUUGCAAUCCAGUAUUUCCAGUGCCAUGCACCGAAAAGACGUCUAAACAGUGUUUGACAGUUGCGUAAAUUCACAGCUGUGUCAACCAGCGUCUUGCCAACACCUGCAACAUGCAGGAAGGUGCAAGGUACCGUUCAUUGCUGUUUGCAGCUUUAAUUUUGUGUUGAUUUUUGGCGGCCCCUGCUGGCAGAAGUCAUAGUGUUUCCAUGGGCACCACCGCAUCAUGUUGUAAAGGUCUUGAUCUGGGAAGUGCAUGAAUUUGUUUUGGAAAUGAGUGAAAAAAAGAUGCAACUUAUUUUGAAUACUGUUUUUCUUUUUAAAGGUCGACUCCACCUGCGUGUUUUUUUUUUUUUUUCCCCUUUCAGAUUUUUUCAAAUGGAAACGUUCAGUUAGCCAUUAGCGGAAAACGAUGACGUAGUUUAGAGAGCUGAUAAUAAUAAUAACUGAAAGGGUUAGCUCUGAUUUUUUUUUUUACGUGGUCUUGCCAGGCACUUAUCCAUAGUCAGUGUAUCACAUACAGUAAUUGGGAGUCAGCACACCCCCAGUU
Messenger RNA from Epinephelus moara (kelp grouper), 4273 nucleotides. Its product is annotated as E3 ubiquitin-protein ligase AMFR-like. The record is from RefSeq and is a predicted model, not a curated record. NCBI's taxonomy places the organism in Eukaryota, Metazoa, Chordata, Actinopteri, Perciformes, Serranidae. The coding region runs from base 379 to 2295 and encodes 638 amino acids. Gene Ontology annotation, biological process: protein K48-linked ubiquitination; endoplasmic reticulum unfolded protein response; ubiquitin-dependent protein catabolic process. Gene Ontology annotation, cellular component: ubiquitin ligase complex; cytosol; endoplasmic reticulum. Gene Ontology annotation, molecular function: ubiquitin protein ligase activity; ubiquitin binding. The transcript has 13 exons.